CUCGAGAAUCUACUUCUCUCUCCCCUCCCCUCGAUAGGAAAAGAAGAAGGACGCAAUACUCUUGCUCCAGGGACUGCGCAUACUCAAUUGUCUCGGGAUCAGUCAUGUCGGACUUCUCAUUGCUCUCCCAGGAGCGUGCUCCUAUUAUUCGGAUUCCUGAACCCCAGAAUGCUACUUAUGAAAUUGCUGAGUCGACUGCUGGCAGCAAGCCAAAGUCCCUCAGGGUUCAGCUGUGUGGCGGGACGGGCACAGAGUCGACGCCUCAGAAAGUAACACUCCACCAUUCCUGCCUCACGUUCACAGAUCUGUCAUUGGAAGACGCCUCGAGGGUUCCUCCAGACAAUAACAAUUCAGCCUGGGCUCGGGCGAAAAGGAGUCCGUGGUCUAACAUGUCGUGGGAAGGAAAUGAUACUCCCACAGUCGGACAGAUAUGGAUUGUCGUCUAUGCCAUUCUCACGGUCCAUCCUGAACUUGAGGUGUUUAGAAUCACAUUAAAUGGGACCGGAAGUGAUAUUCUAGCUCGUCAGCUUGAGGCUGUUGGGCUUGUCGUUGUUCACCCUGGGCCCAGCGCACCGCCAGGCCAGCCUGUCCCAGCGUCAGACGAUCAUAUUGGCCAACUAGUUGUCCUUCGCCGGUCUUUCUGGCAAGGCGCUGGCUCCCCCUUUGGGCCCAGGCCGAUCUGGGUUGCUGGAACGGAUAGUCGAGAUAUCUCCCCAUCGUUUGAGUCUGCUUUCCCUCCAAGAGCAUUGGACUACUCUUUAACCACCAAAUUCCCCGCGUCACGCAUUCAUACUACCCACCCAAUCCGACCUGCUAAACCAACUCCAGGCUCGACUAUUUACAGCCGUUAUAUACCACAUUUAAAAGAGACAUUUUCCAUGGUUGCUCUUGACUGGACCAAUGAGGAACAUGUCAACCUUUUCCACGUAUGGCAGAACGACCCCAGAGUUGCUGCGGGCUGGAACGAAACCGGAACGCUGGAGCAGCACCGUGCCUAUCUACGAAAUAUGCAUGAAGAAUCUCAUCAAUUCCCUGUGCUGGGUAAGUUCGACGAUGCAUUCUUCGCCUAUUACGAAAUAUACUGGGCCAAGGAGGAUGCCAUUGGACCGUACUACGGAGCCGGUGACUUUGAUCGUGGCAGACAUUUUCUUGUAGGAGAUGCUCGUUUCCGUGGUCCUCACCGUGUUAAGGCCUGGCACACCUGUCUUACGCACUACAUGUUCCUCGAUGACCCUCGCACCAACUUGGUCGUUGGAGAGCCAAGAGCCACCGGCGCCAAGGUCCUUGCAUACGACCAAGCGAAUGGAUUCCACAUUAAUAAGCUUAUUGACCUGCCUCACAAGCGUGCUGCGUUAAUCAUGUGUCCAAGGGAGAAGUUCUUCCAAGAUCCUCCUUUCGAGUACAAGCAAAGAUGAAAGUCGGUGGCACAGGCAUAUGAUUAACAAGUUUAUUGACUUGUGAUAAGAAGAAAAGAGCACCUUUCGGUGGAGGUGUAUGCCUCUCCUCUACAAACAGCCGCUAUAGACGCUUAAGCUACGGAGUACUCCGUAUAGCAUCUCUGUUGCAUAGAAUGAUAAUAUACUAGAAGUUCGUUACACCAGGUCAUAUAGGUACACAUCAAAGCCACACCCAAGUAAACUAUCCAUUAAAGUUCUCGAAAUAUUUAGCACGAAAGUUUACUCCUGCUGCAUACAUAAUAGGGGUGUCAUCAGGGGAUCCCAGGGGCCGAAGGAUUAUCUCGUUAGUGUUUAGACUAAAGCAUAAUAAGGCUGCUCCUUUAGUUCAUAUAGACUAACGAAAGGGGGAAACGACGUUCUCAAGCGACACAACAGCCCUUGAACAUCGGCACUUGGGUGGCCAGAUCGGGAUCGACAACGUUGAUCUCAAUUCCGCAUACGGAGUAAUUCACUCGAUGUAGCAACCAUGCUUGAGAUGGAAAAUGCCCUUGAUAUCUGCAGCCACCUGCAUCACCCGGCCAAGCCGCACGUAAGCACAAGUUAAAUAUUUUAAGAAGUGUGGAAUUCCCGAAGCUUACUAUAGUAGUAUCGUAUAUGCAUCCUGCAUGUAUGGAAGCCCACCCAAAGAAAAGUCACAAAACAAGCAGCACUCCAGCCCUGCCUUGUCGCGCUGAGGCCAGAAUUCCAAACCUGGCCAAACUCCUCGGUCCCAACUCACAUCACUGCUGUUUUCUAGCGUCCCAUGCAUGAAGCGCAGGAGUCACGGCAAG
Molecule: messenger RNA, 2227 nt
Organism: Trichophyton rubrum CBS 118892
Lineage: Eukaryota; Fungi; Ascomycota; Eurotiomycetes; Onygenales; Arthrodermataceae
Exons: 2
Coding region: 105-1415 (436 amino acids)
Biological process (GO): siderophore biosynthetic process
Source: RefSeq, a predicted model, not a curated record